Molecule: messenger RNA, 1950 nt
Organism: Suillus subalutaceus
Lineage: Eukaryota; Fungi; Basidiomycota; Agaricomycetes; Boletales; Suillaceae
Exons: 7
Coding region: 1-1950 (649 amino acids)
Source: RefSeq, a predicted model, not a curated record
AUGCGCAAAGUACGAUAUCUCGGACAAAAAAUGGCACCGCCAAAGUGGGCUACCGUCGAGGAAGAGAAGUUCUUUCAGUCGCACGCUGCCAAAUACCAAGUGUGUCAGGCAAAGCGCAACUAUAGUGGAUUUUGGGAGCCAGUGUUCGAGGAAUGGUUUUCAAGAUUCCCGGAACGGCUUCGUGUCUUUAAGGAUGUCCCCCUUGAUGUUGAAUUGACCGUCGAGCAAAAGACCGAGGUAGGCAAGGCCGUUGAGCACCGUCGACAGCAAAUUAUGAAUAAAUUCAAAAACGAUAUGGGCUCAUCUAAAGUCAACCGUCGGACCAAAAACCGCAACAAUAGAAUGAUGACAGCAGAUGUAGCCGCAGCAAGCACAUCCCUGACACCGGCGGUAGCCAGUAAAAAGAGUAUGGUCGCUCAGAUAAUCAGCAGUGCGAGGCAUGUUCGUGGUCCGCAGGCGACGGAGGCGUUCUCGAAGCUUUUCUUCGAUGACAUGGUUAAACCUACUCUUAAUCUCGCCAUCGAGACAGCAAAGGCCGAAGCUGUGGCAAAUGCUGCAGCUGAGAAUAGAGAGCGUCCUGAUGAGGUCAAACAACAGGUGGCGGAAUUCGUUGAAGAAGCCAAAAAGAAGAAGAAGAAAGAGUGGGAAGAGGCAAAGGGCGCAGGGGUAGCUGACCAUCAAGUAUAUAUUGAUAAACUACCUGCUGUCCUCACUGAGUUCUUUGACGAGCUCCAGAGACUCACUGGUCUCGUUUUCACGGUUCUCAUGGGUGGCCCAACACCAGCAAUGGGCGGGCAGAUUGAUGUCCAGAGCUUUCAUGUUGGUGCGACCGAAAUUGGGAAUCAGUUCGACCUCGCAUAUCCUGAGUUUAACUCAGGGAUCAUGCGACCAUGGAAAGAGUUCGUUAAGCGUGUGUUUCCGGUGGCAACGGCGAAGGAAGAAGGAAGUGUUUGGGGUACGAGUCGACAGCCAACACUAGAGCCUGAGCCAUGGAGAGAAAGCUCUGAUGGACAUGUAUCACAGACACCUGAUACAUCUGAUGGUGCCUUUGGGAAAAUCCCACGUGAUGCUUUAACAGUGGCGUCAUCCUCGGAUAUAUUAUUUGAACCACUCACAUCCUUUCUUGAUGAUGACGACCCCACUUUAAAGGCGCUCCCUACAUAUCCUUCGCAUUCGACUUCUGCUUCCAUGGACUUGAACCUUGACGGGCUGUCUGUGGAAGGAUACCACGAAUUCUUGAGAACGUACGUGGCUCCUCAGGAAAUUCCAACACCGCUAUAUCCCAUACAUGGACCCACCCCUCCCACGCCAAAGCCACUUACACCUUCUCAGUCUGAGAUACAAGGCACAGAUCUCAUGACAGAGGACAGUCCUGCUGGAUCCCAUCCGCCGCCUCUCUCCGAGCCUACCUCUGCAGAGGACCUGCCAAAUGCUGCACCCACGAUGACGGAUCUCAUCACAAAGGUCAAUUCUGUUGAUUCACAUUUGCAUCUGGCUUAUUCACGUCCGCAGCCUCUCUCCGAGUCUACUUCCGUGGAGACUGCACCCACAGAGGACAAUCCAGCUGAUUCCCGUUCGCAACCGCCCUCUCUCUCCAAGUCUACCUCCGCAUUGGCCGCACCCUUCGAGUCUACCUCCGCAGAGGCCGCACCCUUCGAAUCUAACUCCACAGAGGCCGCACCCAUCGAGUCUAACUCCACAGAGGCCGCACCCAUCGAGUCUAACUCCACAGAGGCCGCACCCAUCGAGUCUACCUCUGCAAAGGCUGUACCCUCAGGAUGUACGUCCGUAGAGGCCGCACCAUUGAUUGACAGUCGUAGCAAACGAGUCCGGCAGAUUUCCAAGCGCAAUGAAAUUGCGAACUCGAUUGGGUCAGACACUACCGGCUCUAAAAAACGGGGGAGUUCUGGUGUUAACGGUGGAUACAGGAAGAAGCAAAAAAAUGCCUAA